AUGGCUUCAUUUGCCAUUAUCGCCAUCGUUUUGGUGGUUUCAGGGUAUUUACUUUCAAGUCAUGGAGGAUACUCAAACUUAGUUAACAAUCAAGCCCCAGCUGCCACUCUUAAGAGUCAUCCUGGUGUUGGUGAUAGUGAAGUGAUUGAAAUGGCUGGUGGAAGUGUUCCUGCUCAAACCAAACCAAAGAGUGCACCACCUGCUUCUAAAGGUUCUUCUGCUAAAUCUGGUGAAGUUGGUCCUGAUUACGAAAGAGUUAAGGCUACUUUCGUUACUUUGGCUCGUAACUCUGAUUUGGAUGAAUUAUUGGGUUCUAUUAGAUCUAUUGAGGAUAGAUUCAACCAUAGAUACCAUUAUGAUUGGGUUUUCUUAAAUGAUCAACCAUUUAGUGAAGAAUUCAAAUCCACUGUAUCAGCUCUUGUUUCUGGUACAACCAAAUUUGGUUUAAUUCCUCAAGAACAUUGGUCUUAUCCAUCUUGGAUUGAUCAAGAAAAGGCUGCUGCUUCCAGACAGAAGAUGAUUGAAAAGAAGGUUAUCUAUGGUGGUUCUGAGCCAUACAGACAUAUGUGUAGAUUUGAAUCUGGGUUUUUCUGGAGACAAGAAGUAUUGGCUGAAUAUGACUACUAUUGGAGAGUUGAACCAUCUAUUAAGAUUUACUGUGACGUCGAUUACGAUGUUUUCAAGUUUAUGAAGGAAUCUGGUAAGGAUUAUGGUUUCACUAUUACUUUACCAGAAUACAUUGAAACUGUUCCUACUUUAUGGGAUACUGUUAAGUCCUUUAUUCAUGCCAACCCUCAAUACCUUGCUGAAAACAAUUUAAUGGAAUGGAUCUCUAACGAUAAUGGUGCUACUUACAAUAUGUGCCAUUUCUGGUCUAAUUUUGAAGUUGGUAACUUAAACUUUUGGAGAAGUGAAGCUUAUCAAAAGUUUUUCGAACAUUUGGAUAAGGCUGGUGGAUUCUUUUAUGAAAGAUGGGGUGAUGCACCAGUUCAUUCUAUUGCGGCUGCUUUAUUCCUUCCAAGAGAAAAGGUUCACUUUUUCGGUGAUGUUGGUUAUUAUCAUGUUCCAUUUCAUAACUGUCCAAUUGAUCAGGAAGUUAGAACCCAAAAGAAGUGUGUUUGUAACACCAAGGACGAUUUCACUUGGAAAAAGUACUCUUGUACCACCAAGUUUUUCGAUAUUCAAGGCUUAACCAAACCUCAAGGUUGGGAAGCAUUCCAUAAUUAA
Messenger RNA from Lizanozyma spartinae, 1227 nucleotides. It is a transcript of the gene MNT1, whose product is annotated as glycosyltransferase family 15 protein. The transcript is spliced from 2 exons. NCBI's taxonomy places the organism in Eukaryota, Fungi, Ascomycota, Pichiomycetes, Serinales, Debaryomycetaceae. Gene Ontology annotation, cellular component: Golgi apparatus; membrane. Bases 1 to 1227 code for a protein of 408 amino acids. The record is from RefSeq and is a predicted model, not a curated record. Gene Ontology annotation, biological process: protein O-linked glycosylation; cell wall mannoprotein biosynthetic process; protein N-linked glycosylation. Gene Ontology annotation, molecular function: alpha-1,2-mannosyltransferase activity.